Stegodyphus dumicola is the source of this 3482-nucleotide messenger RNA. It is a transcript of the gene ABCB7, whose product is annotated as ATP binding cassette subfamily B member 7. Gene Ontology annotation, cellular component: mitochondrial inner membrane. Lineage: Eukaryota; Metazoa; Arthropoda; Arachnida; Araneae; Eresidae. The record is from RefSeq and is a predicted model, not a curated record. Gene Ontology annotation, biological process: intracellular iron ion homeostasis; transmembrane transport. Gene Ontology annotation, molecular function: ABC-type transporter activity; ATP hydrolysis activity; ATP binding.
UGAAUAUAGAAGUACCAUUUCUGUUCAAGUAUGCAGUUGAUUAUCUUAAUUUACAUACUGGUGCAAAUUUGAAUUUAGAAACAGCUCCUUCCACUAUAAUGACUAUGGCUAUGGCCAUUAUCAUUGGUUAUGGAGCUACUAGAACUGGAGCUGCUCUGUUUAAUGAGUUGAGAAAUGCUGUGUUUGCCAAAGUAGCAAAUAACUCAAUUCGACGAGUUGCAAGAAGUGUGUUUUUGCAUCUUCAUAAUUUAGAUCUCAGUUUUCAUUUAUCUCGGCAAACUGGAGCAUUAUCAAAGGCUAUUGACAGAGGGACAAGGGGAAUAAAUUUUGUCCUAUCUGCAUUAGUUUUUAAUGUGGUGCCAACAGCAUUUGAAGUAGCUCUAGUUAGUAGCAUUCUGUACUAUAAAUGUGGUGGAAAAUUUGCACUAGUAACUCUUGGAUGUAUUGGAACUUAUGCAGCUUAUACUUUGGCAGUUACACAGUGGAGAACACAUUUUCGUGUGGAAAUGAACAGAGCAGAAAAUGAGGCUGGCAAUAAAGCUAUAGAUUCUCUUAUAAAUUAUGAAACUGUAAAAUAUUUUAACAAUGAAGCUUAUGAAGCUGAGCAGUAUGAUAAAGCUCUGGCUAAAUUUGAAGAUGCCUCUUUAAAAACAACAACCAGUCUUGCAUUGCUCAACUUUGGUCAGAAUGCUAUAUUUAGUAUUGCUUUGACUGCAAUUAUGGUUAUGGCAAGUGAAGGAAUAGUCAAUGGUACUCUGACUGUUGGUGAUUUGGUGAUGGUUAAUGGUCUAAUUUUCCAGUUGUCACUUCCUUUGAAUUUCUUGGGGUCUGUCUAUCGAGAAGUCCGCCAGUCUUUGAUAGACAUGCAGACAAUGUUUGCUAUUUUAAAUAUACAGACACCUCUUCAGAGUUCACAGAUUCCAUCUUUGAAUAUAUCUCGAGAAGAAGCUGAAGUUGUUUUUGAAAAUGUUACUUUUGAAUAUGUGAAAGGCCAGAACAUUUUGUCAAAUCUUAGUUUCAAAGUACCUGCAGGCAAAAAAAUUGCAUUAGUUGGCAGCAGUGGUUCUGGGAAAUCUACUAUUGUGAGACUUUUAUAUCGAUUUUAUGAGCCACAAGCUGGAAAGAUUUAUGUUGCUGGCAAAGAUAUUACUGAAAUGGAUGUAAACAGCUUAAGAAAAGCUAUCGCUGUUGUUCCACAGGAUGCAGUAUUAUUUCAUGACACAAUAUUUUAUAAUUUGCAUUAUGGUGACUUUUCUCGUCCAGAAAAAGAUGUUUUUGAAGCUGCAAAACUGGCAGAGCUACAUGAUUCCAUUAUGAAAUGGCCAUUUCAGUAUAAUACUCAGGUGGGAGAACGAGGAUUGAAACUUUCAGGUGGGGAAAAGCAGAGAGUUGCAAUUGCUCGAGCAGUACUGAAAAACUCACCCAUUCUUAUAUUUGAUGAAGCCACAUCUGCUUUAGAUUCGAUCACAGAAGAAAAAAUUCUGGCUGCCCUUCAAAGAGCAGCUGAAGGUCGAACUUCAAUAUGUAUUGCCCACAGACUGUCAACUGUUAUGAAUGUGGAUGAAAUAUUAGUUUUGGACAAAGGGACAGUGGUUGAGCGUGGAAAUCAUAAUAAAUUAAUAUCAGAUCCUAGGAGCUUGUAUUUCAAACUAUGGCAGAAGCAACAUCAAAUACUUCCUGAUCCUAAAAAACCUAGUUAAAAUUGAAAUAUUUAGGUUUCUUUCUUUUUUUUUUUUUUUUUUUUACUGUAGAAAACGGAAAAGUUUAAUUAAUUACUGUACAUUGAUUAGAUUUUAAUGUAGGAAAGUGUGAUAAAAUAAUACUUAAAGGAAUUUAAAUAGCUUGUAAAUGUUUUUAAGAAAUUUUUGUACAAAGAUUUUUUUUUCAAAAAUUAUGAUAAUUAUUUUUUUAUUCUAAAACUGAAUUUCAAGAACAAAUUAAAAGAAUUUUAUCUCUGACUAUUUUGCUUUAAAAUCAUUAUCAACUGUGAAGUUGAUUGUUUUGCAUUAUGAUAUAAAAUUGAAAUAAAUCUGUAUUGUGAGUAGCUGUUAAUCUGUAUAGAUGAAAAGUUAUAUAGAAAUAGAGCUAUGUAAGUUAUGUAAUGUACAUAUAUGUUAUUUAUAGAAGGGAAAUGUGAAAUUAUAAUAAAUCAUUACCUCCUUCGGAAUAUUUUCUACAACGAUUGCAAUAACAAUCAUUUGAUUCUAGUCAUGUAAAUUCAAGAAUAUCUGUUUUAAUGGUGGUGGUUUUCAGAAUUUUCAUUUUAAAAAGUUUUUCUGUGUAAUAAAAAUAAUAUUGAUUGUAAAUUAAGAACAUUAUAAAAUGUAAAGGUUCAUGUAUUAUGAAUAGUAAAAUAUCUCAUGUAAUAUUUUCUGUUAUUUCUUCUUUUGAUUGUAUAAUAACUGUAAGUGAUAAACAUAAGAGAUUAAAUUUUUGUGAAAAGAAAAUGAGAUUAAUCCUCCAAGGUUUAUGGGUAUAAUAUUCUGUAUUGAAAGAUAGCUUUUCCAUUUGUUACGCAUGGAAAAUUUUGCCAAAUCCUGAUCAAACCGAUAUCGGAUUCAAUGUGUAUUGCAAGAAAAGGAGUCAGGGUACAAACUGAGUGAUUUUUGAAUUAUAAUCAAGAAAAUAACAUUCAUGACAUUUUGGGGAACUUUAAAAUUUUAGCGCCAAACCCAUAAGCUUGGAGGCUUAAAGAUGCUAUACGAUUUUUUACUAAGAUUUUUACCUAAAAUUUAUUAAAUAUGUAUAUAAAUGUUUUAUGUAUGGUGCUGUAAUUUUUAUUUAUAAAAACUAGGGUAUAUAAUUUCAAUUUAUAAAUAUGGUAUUUAUGCAUUGGGUUAUCCUGAAUCUCCAAAUAUUCCAACUUAGCAGUCAAAUUGUAAUUUUUAUUUUCUGACUCUACAUCUCCAAAUUUGUUGCUUCUUUUGAAUUUUUAAAAAACUAAUGAUAUUUUGUAAAAAUAUUUAUGACAAAAUAGAACAAUUAUUUAUUGCAAUAAAAUAUUUUUUAUGAAAAUAAAUUUUCUUAAAUGUAAGUCUGCAUUUAAUGUAAAUAAAAUGUUUUCAUUAUUACAUACUUUAAACUGAUAAUACGGUUUUUAAUAACGAUACGAGCUUAUUAUUAUAUUUUUAAAUAUUUAUGUGCUUAGUUGCAGUAAGCUAGUUUUAGUUGCAGUAGAAUUCAUAUAAAAUUAUGCAAAUUAUUAUGAAAAUUAUCUCAUAGAAUUUUUGCAUCCAUCUAAGGAUACCUAAUAUUAGUUUAAAAUCAUUGUUAUCCUAACUUUUUCGGUCUUUGUGCUGUAGAAUGCAAAGGUUGAUAACAGAAGAUAGAUAAUUACUUUCAAAAUGAAGAACGAAACUGCAAGUACAAUUCUCAUUUUUUCAAAGGGAGGGGUGUAAUUCAUAAAAUAAUGCUGCCUAUCUAUUUCAAAUAAUUAUAGGGAAAAAAACUAUUUUGUUUGCAUUCAGAAAAUAUCUUAAGAG